This is a messenger RNA of Mycetomoellerius zeteki, 3960 nucleotides long. RefSeq names its product NKD inhibitor of WNT signaling pathway naked cuticle (gene nkd). Gene Ontology annotation, biological process: negative regulation of Wnt signaling pathway. Gene Ontology annotation, cellular component: cytoplasm. The transcript has 5 exons. Gene Ontology annotation, molecular function: calcium ion binding. The coding region runs from base 148 to 1842 and encodes 564 amino acids. Lineage: Eukaryota; Metazoa; Arthropoda; Insecta; Hymenoptera; Formicidae. The record is from RefSeq and is a predicted model, not a curated record.
UUACGGAGGAGGAACAAAGUGUGCCGCCGAUUCAAGAGCGGGGAGUUAAAAGAGUGUAGAGGGAUCACGGCGAUCGCGCCCGCACACACGCACGUCACGCACGCACGCACGCACGCACGAACGUACGCAUGCACGCAUGAAGGUCCCAUGGCUACCGGAUUGGUAAAGUGGUGGCGAGCAAGGUUCCUCGCUGGCUACAGACCCUUUUCUGUCGUAGGGACCAAUACAGAAGGUAGCGAUUCCGAGGAGUUGCUUACGGGCGUCCCGACGACCUGCAACGUCUCGUCACCACCGACGACGGAGUCGCAACCGAUUUUAAUCUCCCCCGUAGAGUCGCCCCAGGUCGCGGCUGAUAGCUCGGGCGUACCUGCUGGACCUACCAGUAAUGAUGAACAGCCUACCUGCGGUACAACGAAACAGCUUAGUUUUGAGGAAUUCGAGUGCGACGUGUCGGUCGCGGACGGUGACAGGAGGCGGCAGGAGUUCUCUUUCACUCUGUACGACUUUGACGGACACGGGAAGAUCACCAAGGACGACAUAGCUGGUCUGGUGACCACCAUUUACGAUACGUUAGGCGCUUCGAUACAAGUACCGCCGUGCGGCAGUAAGACAAUUAAGGUAAAACUGACGGUGUCGCCGGAUCAGCGGGGCAGCAGCAGCAGCAGCCAGGCGCCGCGCAAUGCCGCUGGCACCUGCCUAAAUGCCACGCAAACAUCACAGACUGCAACGUUCCCCGGUCAUCAGCACCACAACCCGUCCUGCUGCCAUUUGAAACACGCCGCCCCGUGCAGCCACGCAACAGCCGCCACCACUGCUACUCGGCAUGGCGCGAGCAGAGUUCCUAGAAGGAGAAGAGCAACGCGAUAUCGUUGUCAGACUGAGCGAAAAGAAGUGGAUACACAUAGUGAGGACGACGACGAGAACGCCAGAACGAAUCGAGUGCAGCAAGAGGAGCUACGUAGACGAGUCGGUCCGGUGCCCCAUUUACCAUCUCCCUAUUCAAACAGCUCGGAGGGUGAUGUGAGCGAUGAUAGUGACACUUCCCCCGCGUUCUCGCCAUUAACGCCGCUUCUUACGACGAAUCAGAGGAAACGCAGCGGCGCCCUACAAAGACAACAAUUGCUGGAGAUUAUUCAGGCCAAUAUGGAGAAAAAUAAUCUCAGUUUUCAUACAUCAAGAAAACGGCAUCAAAACGAACAAUCACGCAUUCCAUCUCAUAGUCCCCAUGUAGAAACUACGAAUCAUAAUAAUCAGGACUGUCACACGUCUCUAGAGCCUCGUCAAGCGAGCACAAACUAUCACAAACCAAUCCGGGAAAGCACUCAUAAUUCCGUGUCGUUUCCCAAAACGCCGGUCAAGUCGCGAUCGGCGAAUCUCAGAAAAACGCGACACACGACACCGAGGAACAAUGUGACACAUUCCUCUCCCCAGACUUAUACGACGUAUUCGCAAUUAUUGAAUCGUAACGUGAUCGCGCCAACUACCCACAAUGACACGUCACAGCAUACCAACAGUAGCAGCAAUGUUCAUCGCAACAUCGUCAACCUCGUUCCCAAUAAUAAUCAACAAACGGCCAAUCAUCAGACCAUUACCAACAAUCACAACAAUUUGCAGCGCAAUGACGCGCAAUUCGUUCAUACGCAAUGUGGUAGAGCGAGCAAGAAGCAUCAGCUGAAGCACGCCACGCGGGAGCAAGACCAGGCCCGAGCGAUGGCGCAGGUCGUGCGUUGGCUCGAACGUGAAUUCUCGCAAAAUGCGGUGGCGGCCACGUCCAGUCGAAGACACGUCCACGAGCACAUACAUCAUCACUAUCAUCACUAUCACGCCGAGGCUCUGGUUUAAUCGGCACAGCCUCGAAUAUACUCGACUUUCAAGCUUUUUUGAACUUGGAAAUCGUUACAAUACGAUCAAAUAAAUUUUAGAAAGGAAUUCUCGAGGUAUAAUUUGUAUCUACAUUAUUGUUAUUUAGAAAAACGACGUAGUAUUUCAUAUCGCGAAAUAGUUUUUGAAAAUUAUAUCGUAAGGACUCGAUGUGACGCGUUUUAUUUUCAAGUUCUCGUAUAUGCAUCAUGUAUUGAUUAUUUUAGGAAGUCAUGUACUAUGAAUUGUUCAUUGAAUCUCCAAUUUGUCUUCGUGAACAAGGUCGAAUCAAUUUACAUAUCAUUUGAAUAUUUACUUUUAAUUAAUGACGCGCAAUCAUAUAUCUUCAUGUGAGCGACUGAGUUUUUCUCGGGUAUCGACAAGUACAAAUGUUUGCGGUGUUCGUUAGUUUCUUUGUAUAAAUUUAUAAGCGUCGAGAUAAAAUGCAAUUUUUUUUCACAUUGCAAGUAAAACAGAGCACUGCGAUUUACUCGAAGAAACUUUUGUGGAAGACAUGCGUGUUCGAUGUAAAUUACAUAACAUAUAUUAUCUACGCAGGUUUUUUGAGCAAAGAGAUGAUAGUUACUAUAAAUCUCAGGCUUAUGGUACAUACGUCAUAUUACGACGUAAUACGUCAUUAAUGACGAAACGUCAACCGAGUAGGACGCAAUUUAGUGACAGAAUAUGUUUACUGUACAUAUAUUUACGAUCGUAUUUUCUGGAAUUGAAAAACAAUACACAGACUAUUGUGCAAAAUUACAUUUUUGAACGAAAGAAAGAAAAAUGCAGUCGCUUUUUCUCAAUUCAAGUGCGACACGACGGCUAUCCAUCAUUGUACAUAGAAAAUAUCCCAAAGAGAAUCUUUCAAUACACAAGCGUUACGAUUAAGAGAAACAGCCUAGAGUCGUAACAACAGCAAAGCGUUCGAAACAUAAAAGACUCCACUAUAAAUGUUCCUGUAUAACCAGAGAGUUAUAAUUCUCUUUAUCGACGUAGUAUUCCUAGAAAACUCUCGAACGCAACUUUGAUGGUGCUUGUAUACCCGUACAGUCGAGCAAACGCGCAAUUUCGAUAAAAAAAACGCUUGAAUCUCAUAUACAGGGCGUUUCACUUCUAUCAGGUAAUAUUUCAGUAAUGUAUUUCUCGGCCACUUAGAUGAAAUUCUGUUCGGCGGAAAUAUCAGAGUACUGAUAAAAGAUUGAAAGAUAAAGUGCGAUUUAAAAAAAUUUAAUUAAGUUUUAGUAGAAAUCAAGUUAAGCUUUGAAGAAGGGAUGAGACGAUAUUUUGCGACUAAUCUCGCGCUCGCGAGCAAAUCUUGAUAAAAUUUUAACGUCGAGACUUGGUGGUCGAAGGAUGUAUAAUGUUAAAAAUUGAAAGAUUACAAAAUUGUAUUUAUAGGACGAUAAAGGCAACAUUUUCACUCUGAAAUAUGCCUUUAGAAUCAGAAAAGUUGUAAAGUUAGUAUAUGGGACGAACGUCGGGAAUCGAAUCCAGAACACUUUGAGAGUAAUUUCGUAAAUUCAACUUCGUACGAAUCAGCUGUUUUCAAACAAAACGCUUCGUCCCAAUCUGCCAUCAAAGAACGAUGCCUUAGCGGUGGUACACCCUGUAUAUCUUGCUAGUCUUAUAUUACGACAAAUAAAGCUCUCAUUAUCCGCGAAGUACAAUGACUACUUGGAAAGAGAGUGACAAUUGAGUUCUUACUAGUGCCUUGUAAUCUAGAACUCGUUUCGUACUCGCGAAUAUUGGUCCCAUUUUUGCAAAAAUCGAUUAUUUUACUUCUACUCAUCGCACGAGCGAAGACUGUCCCAUAUUUGGGCAGCCUGUAUUUUUCGGAUUUGUCGUUUUAUCAAUACCCGCCGCAGGAAUUUUGAUCGUUAAAUGGCGUAAUAUUUAUUACUAACGCGCGAAGGGAUACGCGUGCGAACGGAUCUAUGAAAAUCGACAAUAUUUCACAAUCGGGUGUCACAAUGAAGAGUAUUACGAUUACCUUUAGCUAUAGCGAUCAAUAUUUACGGUGACCAUACGUCCUUUAUUGUAAAGGAGUCCUUUACUUUAGGUAGCUGUCCUUUAGAUUUAUUUGUUUUUUCAAAAUUCAAU